AUGGUCUUUGCGACCCUUUUCCAGACAGACUGUAGGGUGAAUUUUGGCCGAUCCUUGCGUCUCACGGCGCCUGCGCAAAAAAGAGUUUCGGGCGCGUAUAUCAUUCACAGUAAGGCGGCGCGCCGGCUAGCGCGCUCGCCUGCCGCUCGGCUCGGAGCUCCCACCUGUGACUGUCUUAGUGCUGGUUGUUUUUGUGAGGAAUCAAAGCGUGGUAGCGUGAAGCGUGCUGUAAAUAAGAUGCCUCAACGUGCUACGUCAUCGUCCAGCUUGAUGCGCCCCUUCGUGGUGCUGGCUCUGCCCGGAAUGUACUUGCUGUACAAGUAUAACCAAUACAGACAACAGCAAAUGGAGACCGCGCGGCGCCGCGUCACCGAGCGCGAGCUUAUGCACCUCAACACUAAAAUCGUGAAAAAUGUAAGUUAUCAUACGAGUAUAAGAGAUAAAUUGCCAAGA
Molecule: messenger RNA, 453 nt
Organism: Brenthis ino (lesser marbled fritillary)
Lineage: Eukaryota; Metazoa; Arthropoda; Insecta; Lepidoptera; Nymphalidae
Source: the annotation of a GenBank genome assembly